Molecule: messenger RNA, 633 nt
Organism: Perca fluviatilis (European perch)
Lineage: Eukaryota; Metazoa; Chordata; Actinopteri; Perciformes; Percidae
Gene: snrpf
Product: small nuclear ribonucleoprotein polypeptide F
Exons: 4
Coding region: 135-395 (86 amino acids)
Biological process (GO): mRNA splicing, via spliceosome; spliceosomal snRNP assembly
Cellular component (GO): catalytic step 2 spliceosome; U1 snRNP
Molecular function (GO): RNA binding
Source: RefSeq, a predicted model, not a curated record
AGACCCCUCACAGGUCAAAGUAUUGUACUUCCUGUUCGGCGGUAAAGCGUGUGCUGCUUUGCGAAGUACGAACGUUCUUGUGACGAAAACAUACCGAAUUUAUUAAUUCCCACACAGCGUUGAGUAGAACAGAAAUGAGUUUACCUUUGAACCCAAAGCCAUUCUUGAACGGCCUGACAGGCAAGCCGGUGAUGGUGAAACUGAAGUGGGGUAUGGAGUACAAGGGCUACCUGGUGUCUGUGGAUGGAUACAUGAAUAUGCAGCUGGCAAACACAGAAGAGUAUGUGGAUGGAGCAUUGGCGGGUCAUCUUGGUGAAGUGCUUGUCAGGUGCAAUAAUGUUUUGUACAUCAGAGGUGUAGAAGAAGAGGAGGAAGAUGGAGAAAUGAGGGAGUGAUGUUGGUGAAGAGGGCUUGGCCCUGUUGUGUGAUUGUACCUUGUAGUUGAGUUGAUGUGUGUUUGUGUUUUCACCAUGUGAAACAAAUGAACGCCUGCGCUUUAGGUUUUUUUUUUUUUUUUUCCAAACAGUUUUGAAAUUGAUUUUUUUUCUUUCUUUCUUUUUUUUACUGUAUGUAAGGUCAAUUUUAUGUUGUGACUUUGUAAUACAGACACAAUAAAUGAUUAUUGUACCCUUU